Molecule: messenger RNA, 1616 nt
Organism: Bolinopsis microptera
Lineage: Eukaryota; Metazoa; Ctenophora; Tentaculata; Lobata; Bolinopsidae
Product: carboxylesterase NlhH-like
Exons: 4
Coding region: 1-1206 (401 amino acids)
Molecular function (GO): hydrolase activity
Source: RefSeq, a predicted model, not a curated record
AUGAGACGACUAUGGGUACUGCUAGCUCUCCUGACAAUUGCUGUGUGCUACUCUCCCAUGAUCCUAACCUACGUCUUAUCUGCUACUUGUCUUAUAGCUGUAGCGUUAAUGCUUUAUAAAAAGUUCAUCAGAAAAAACAAGGAAUCUCUUGCGGCCCUGUUCCUGUCAGUUCUGCUUAAUCAGAUUGCACUAAUCUGCAGGACACUUAGAUAUCUUAACUUUGUUUCUGAUGUGGAGUCCUUGAGAGCACCUAAUUACAUGACCUUGCUGCUGAAGCCCCAUCCAGAGGUUACGUAUGAGAGGAUGCAGAUUAAAGAUGAUACUAUUAAUAUGAUGAUCUAUCGACCCAAAGUUAUAAAGAACGACGGAUUGAUUGUUUAUGCACACGGUGGCGGCUGGGUCAUGUUCACGGCGCGCAUGUUCCACAGCGCAGUCAGCUGGAUAGCGCACGAGUGCCAGAUGGUUACUAUAUCUGUGGACUACAGGAGACCUCCAGAACAUCCCUUCCCUACUCCUCUGCUAGAUGUUCACUACACAGUGCUGUGGGCUCAACUCAAUGCUCAGAAACUUGGUAUAGACGCUAGCAAAGUGGUAUUAAUGGGGGACAGUUCUGGUGGGAAUCUAGCUGCAGCAGCUACAACUCUACACAGAGACGAUAAGGAACUAGAUAAGCACUCCUUCCCGGCUAUUAGAGCUCAGGUGUUAAUCUACCCGGUGCUGCAGUCCUACAACUAUAGCUACGGCUCCUACAUAGAGAAAGACCUGACUAAUCUUAGAAAAUACGUGUCGUACUACAUCGCUGGGGAUCUGUCUCUGAACAAUAAAGCUGGGGACCCUGCCCAAUAUAAAGGUGUCCCGGCUUACUGGUCCGCAGUCGUUGACACCUCAGUCACUGGUAAAGAUCUCGCGGUAAAGAGAAGUCUAGAAUCAUCGCCAGAUAACCUAGAUAACGUAUACGCUUUCCCGCUGCUAGACGAUGACCCAAAUGGUCUACCCCCCACCUUUGUGUUAGCCCUAACCAGGGAUGCGAUACGGGACGAUGGGGAGCACUACGCUAAGUGGUUGGAGUACAGUGGGGUCCGGGUGAAGUAUGUGGAGGAAAGUCAGGCAAAUCACGGGUUUAUGUUCCUGUAUGGUACAGACGAGUGUGCUCUCAGCUAUCUCAAGAGUCUUGCUAAGUUUGUGUGGCAAAAUGUUGAAGAGUGAUUUUUUUUUGCGUUCCCUGUUUUGUUUGAAUAUGUUGACGAUAAUGUAGUUAUCAUCAGUUCUUAUUCGCUCCACCAUUGGCUUUGUGUUCGUUAAGGGCGAGUGAGCUUUUUGUCAUGUGCUAUUAAUAUUUGUGGAAUUUGCGCUUUUCCCUUUUAAGUUGUUACGGUACUAAUAAUAUCUGCGUUUAAUGCGACCAUUUCUGUUAUUUUCUGAUAAUUAAGCUGUUGUUGAUAUCUUAAAUUUAUAUAUUCUGAUUAUUGUGGUAUCAGACUCUUCUAGGAAGGCGAGUCCUAGGAGAACAUAAAUGUUAAAUUAAAUAAAAAUUUUUUGUGUAUAUUGUGUAAUGUGUAAUGUGUAUACGCCCAGAGCUUGAGAGCUUUAUUAUAUAGUUAAAUGUUCCUGUUCAG